AUGCGCGCGCAUACCUUGCCUAUACAGCGGCUAAUUAUGUUGUGUGGGCUGCGCCUUUUCGUGUUGUCACCUUGUGCGACUUUCGGUUGUCGGCUCUGUUUGCUGCAACCUCGACAUGCUGCCGCUCUCGCUGUGCCACCUUCAGCAUCCGCCCCCGCCGCUGGCAUGCGAGCGGGAAACAUGUUGUCGCCAUCGGUGUCGAAGCGCGGCAGUAUCACGUUAAGCGCUGAUGGUACGGCGGCUGGCUUCUUCCGUCAGUCACCGAGCUGCCGCCGGCGCCUAGGCGAUGCGCCGGGCUGUAAACGCUGGACUUGGUCUCAAGUUGAGGGCGUCGCAGCAUACGGGCAUUGA
Molecule: messenger RNA, 351 nt
Organism: Chaetomium globosum CBS 148.51
Lineage: Eukaryota; Fungi; Ascomycota; Sordariomycetes; Sordariales; Chaetomiaceae
Exons: 2
Coding region: 1-351 (116 amino acids)
Source: RefSeq, a predicted model, not a curated record